This is a messenger RNA of Corylus avellana, 3201 nucleotides long. The record is from RefSeq and is a predicted model, not a curated record. Lineage: Eukaryota; Viridiplantae; Streptophyta; Magnoliopsida; Fagales; Betulaceae.
GCUCUUUACCAAAUUAAAAGCACCAACCUCUACGACCUUCUGUUACCGAAAGUUUACCCAAAAUCUCCUCCAUACAUCAGAUUGCAGCUCCCUGCCUCCGCAUGGCCAUUCUCACCACCACCACCACUAUCGGGCUUCUCACCAAAGUCUAGGGUGAAUGAUCUAAUAAGGCCUUCUCGAUACAUUUGGACUUGCCGCUCACUUUGAAAAUCGGGAAGAAGUUAUUUUAUUGAAUUGAGGUUCUCAGUAGCUGCUCUCCACGUUCGAAAUGUGAAGCGAUGUUUUUCAAUUUUGAACCUGUGGGUAUCUUUUCCUAACCAGUACAACCCCUAUAAAGAGAAAAGCUUAAAAGCAAAAGACGCAGCAAAUAUAAAUUGGAGGGAAGACCAGCAACAAUGGCCGACGUUGUCGUUAAUGUUCUCUUACAGCAAUUACCGCUACUAAUAGAAGGAGCAACUUUCCCAUCUGGAGUGGAAAAUGAAGUCAAGUCAUUUCAAAGGGAGCUCGAGAGGAUAAAGAUCUUCCUCGAGAACUCCAAAGGGAAAGGCAACGAGCAUGAAAAUGUUAAGGCAUUAAUUAGGCAUAUCACGGAAGUUGCGUACGAGGCUGAGGAUGUUAUCGACACAUUCAUCCUCAAAGUCGAAGAACGAAGGAAGAGGAAUUUCGCGGGAAAGAUAAUCAAUAGCAUUGCGCACGCAAUAAUGCUUCACAAUGUUGCAAAGAAGAUAGAAUGCCUCAACAAAGAGAUCAACAAAAUCUACGAUGAUAUAGAAAAGUACGGCAUUGAAAGAACUGAAGCAAGGGUAGACGCAGAAGCGGAGAAGGCACUGCACAAACGUAGGACAUGCGUCGAGGAAGAUGACGUGGUUGGCUUUGUUCAUGGCUCUGAUACAUUGGUGAAUCAGCUUACUUAUGGAACCCAGAAUUCAAAGCUUGAUGUCAUUUCAAUCAUUGGCAUGGGUGGGUUGGGAAAAACUACUCUUGCCAAAAAAAUCUACAAUAAUGAUCGCGUUAUUGAUUGAAAUUUUAAAAUCUCAGAUGCCAAUAUCAGAUGAGUUGACAUCAAAACUCAAAGGGACGAGUGACGAAGAGGCAAAAGAGUUCCUAAUAGAACAGUUGCUCAAAUGCUUGCAAGGGAAGAGGUACCUAGUAGUCAUGGACGACAUCUGGAAACCCCAAGUCUGGAAUGAGGUAAAAGAUGCUUUUCCUGAUAACUCCAAUGGAAGCCGAAUAUUAAUCACCAGCCGCAUAACAGAAGUGGCCUUACAUGCAAGUCUUACUCCUCCUUACUUUCUCCAAUUUCUUAACAAAGAUGAAAGCUGGGAACUCUUUUGUAAAAAAGUAUUUCGAGGAGGAGAAUGUCCUCCUGAGCUAGAAGCUCUAGGGAAUCAAAUUGCAGAAGGUUGCCGUGGGUUGCCACUUUCAAUUGUGGUACUGGGGGGUCUUUUAGCAAACAAAGAGAAGACACAUCGAACAUGGUCGAAAGUGAUUGCCGAUGUAAAUUGGUAUCUUACUGAAUGCAGAGACAUUCUGGCCUUAAGUUACACCUACCUACCACGGCGCUUGAAACCAUGUUUCUUGUAUAUUGGUGCAUUCCCAGAAGAUUUUGAGAUUCCUGUAAAGGAAUUGAUCAAACUAUGGAUAGCUGAGGGAUUCAUACAGCACACUGGCAGACGAAACGUUGAAGAUGUUGCUGAUGACUACGUAGAGGAGCUUAUUGAUCGAAAUUUGAUCCAAGUGGCUACUAGGAGGUCAGAUGAAGGAGCGAAGACAUGUCGUAUUCAUGAUCUUCUGCGAGAUCUAUGCAUAACCAAGAGCGCGGAAGAAAAACUUCUUUAUGUACAUAGAGAUGAUAACUCAUCCUGGAACACCUCUCGCAGACAUUCCAUCCAAAGUAGAAUUCUUCAUCAAUUCAUUUCUUCAAACAAUUCUAGCACUUCAUAUGCUCGUUCUUUUUUGUCCUUUGGAAGUGACUUUAGGUUGAAGUUUGAGGAAAUCCACUGGAAGUGGGUCCACAACAACUUGAAAAUGCUUCGUGUACUUCAUUUGGAGCUAGUUACCAUUUUUGUUCCAGAAGAGAUUGGAACAUUGAUCCAUUUGAGGUACUUGAAGAUAUUUUGUAUAUCUAUUCCAGAUUCUAUUGGCAACCUGAAGAAUCUAGAAACACUUGCCAUAAACACACAAGGUGGAGCGGCUAGUGUAUUUUUGCCGCACUCGAUAAUAAGGCUGACGCGUUUAAGGAACUUGCAGGGGCAUGUGGGUUUACCUGAUAAUUUCCCCUUGGUCACAGCUUGGUCGAGCCUCCAAGUCCUUUCCAAUAUUACAAUGAACUCACAAAUUGUGCAUUUCAUUGUCGAGGGCAAGCUUCCUAAUUUAAGGAAAUUAGGGCUAUAUAAUUCGGGAGCCUGGUGCUUAGAUAGAAUUGAUUUUAAAGCUACUUUCCCAAGCGUCCACCACUUAAGUCAUCUCCAAACAUUGAACAUUUCAAGUUUUGUAACGGGGGUGGUUAAGCUUCCUGAUUCAAUUCCAGAGACAAUCACCAAGAUAAGCUUAAAGCGGGUGGACUUACAUAACAGUAGCAUGGAAGUGUUGGGAAAAUUUCCUAAACUUUUAAUACUAAAACUAUAUUGUUGCUGUCUUCCUAGAGAUCUUCACUUCCAUGCACGUUCGUUUCCUCAACUCCAAUCCCUAAAAUUGGAGGAAGAGGACUUUGGAAACUGGAUACAGGAUGAAGGUGCAAUGGCAAACCUAAGGCAUUUGGUUAUCAAGAGCUGCCCUCAAUUUACCAUCCACUCUUCUGACUUACGGAAAUCAACUGCCUUGCGAGAGGUGGAGGUCUUACAUUGCAGCUCUUCUAUGACAAAUAUGUUUAAGAGAUUGCAGAUGGAGAUUGGUUUUAAGCUACAUACUGAGCGUGCCUUGGUUUUUAGGGAAUUUUGAUUGACACAAAAAUUGUGUUAAUUAUGAGAUUCAGGCAUGGAGUAGCUAGCUACACACAAUUUCGAGGGGGUGGAUGGUCAUUGUCCCCUUGUCAGUUGGUGUUGCGUUUUGUUAUCUUGGAUGAAAUGAUUUGUAUUCAUCCAAAAUAAACUACUUUUGCUUUUAGACUAACAUUUUGUAGUAAUUUGUACAUGUAAUUCGACGUUUGCUCCCAAGGAGAUUUCUCUUUCUUUUUUUGGAUUAAAAUUAGCUUCUCUAAUA